Messenger RNA from Quercus lobata, 2302 nucleotides. Its product is annotated as Protein kinase superfamily protein. Gene Ontology annotation, biological process: protein phosphorylation. The record is from RefSeq and is a predicted model, not a curated record. Gene Ontology annotation, molecular function: ATP binding; protein kinase activity. The transcript has 8 exons. NCBI's taxonomy places the organism in Eukaryota, Viridiplantae, Streptophyta, Magnoliopsida, Fagales, Fagaceae. The coding region runs from base 840 to 1946 and encodes 368 amino acids.
UUUCUGGGUCUAUGUUGAAUUUUUCCUCAAAGCCCUUUAAUUUGUGUUACCCAUCACUUCUUUUUCAGUUCUUGGAACUAUGUUUCAUUUGUAUUUUGAUCAGUUUGUGGUGUUUUUGUUUUUGGGGUCAUUUCUCUUUUGAUUGUGGAGGGGAAAAGUUCAGAAUUUUAUGUUAUGUGGUUCUUGUAUAUAGCAAAUGGAUUUUGUGUGAUGGCUCAUAAAAUCUUGCAUUUGUAUGUGUUAAUUCUCUUGAGUGUAGUAUAAUGGGAUGAUUUGUUGUGGGUUGGUGUGUAGGUGUGAGUUUUAUUGGUGUUUGCUGUUUGCUUGUACUAUGCAGUUUCUUUUUGGCUUUUGAAUUCAAUUCAUUUGGUAGAUAGGGGAUUAGGUGGGAUAUUAGGCAUUGGCUUUGAUUGAUGAUGGUGACAUUAAGUACUUGCUUUUGCUAUUUAUCGCUAAUCAUGUCAUCUCUACUUGCCUUAAAUUUUUUUUAUGUUUUCCAUUAAAGUAAUAACAAAGGGUAUGACAUCGAAUAGAGCAGAACCGAAAAAAAUAACCCUUACUAGUCUAUAGAGGGUCCAUACCCAACCCAAAAUUUAGGGUUAAAGACUUGGUUGUGUUGUUGUUGUCGUCUGCCUUGUAGAUUUUUUUUCUUUUUAAUGAAAAUAGGAACAACCACUUGAUGAAAAUACAAAAGAAGCCCUUUUUCUGGCCUAAGAAACUCAUUCUAUAUGUCUAUAUGAUGUGUAUAUGAUCCUUGAUUAAAUCAUGGGUGCAAAAUCGAGUGUCUAAAAUAACAAACUAAAAAGAAAAUUUGAGAUCUUUUUUUAGGAGAAAGGACAAUGAGCUGCUUUGGUUGUUGUGAAGAAAAUGAUAUCCAUAAAGCUGCUGAUACUGGACCAUUCAUGGCAAAUAAUUCCGCAGUCAACAUGAAUCAUGCAGGAAAUAAUGGAGGAUAUGCUGCUAAAGAAGCUGUGCCAAAAGAUAAACAGACUGUAACUAUGCAACCUAUUGCUGUCCCUGCCAUUCCAGUAGAAGAGUUGAAGGAUAUAACGGAUAAUUUUGGUACAAAGGCUUUAAUUGGCGAAGGCUCAUAUGGAAGAGUGUAUCUUGGUGUCCUGAAUGGUGGUCAGACUGCAGCCAUUAAAAAGUUAGACUCAAGUAAACAACCUGAUCAAGAAUUUCUAGCAAAGGUCUCCAUGGUAUCAAGACUAAAAAAUGAAAAUGUUGUCGAGCUUGUUGGUUAUUGCGUUGAUGGCUCUCUUCGUGUCCUUGCGUAUGAAUAUGCACCCAAUGGGUCUCUUCAUGAUAUUCUUCAUGGACGAAAAGGUGUCAAAGGAGCACAGCCAGGCCCAGUUCUGUCAUGGGCACAAAGAGUUAAAAUUGCUGUUGGGGCAGCAAAAGGGCUUGAAUAUCUACAUGAGAAGGCACAACCUCAUAUCAUCCAUCGUGAUAUCAAGUCCAGCAAUAUACUGCUUUUUGAUGAUGAUGUUGCAAAGAUUGCUGAUUUUGAUUUGUCAAAUGAAGCCCCUGAUAAUGCAGCACGCCUUCAUUCCACUCGUGUACUUGGCACCUUUGGUUAUCAUGCUCCAGAAUAUGCAAUGACUGGGCAGCUGAGUUCAAAGAGUGAUGUUUACAGUUUUGGUGUCGUCCUACUGGAACUCUUGACUGGUCGUAAACCUGUUGAUCAUACACUACCACGUGGACAGCAGAGCCUUGUGACAUGGGCAACACCAAAACUCAGUGAAGAUAAGGUGAAGCAAUGUGUUGAUGCUAGACUCAAUGCGGAAUACCCUUCCAAGGCAGUUGCAAAGAUGGCUGCUGUUGCUGCCUUGUGUGUGCAAUAUGAAGCUGAUUUUCGGCCAAAUAUGAGCAUUGUAGUUAAAGCUCUACAGCCUCUAUUGAACCCUCGAUCCGGUCCCCCAAGUGGAACACCGCAGCGCUUGUGAAUUCUUUCUGACAACUUAAUCUUCCUUGCAGGAUAUAUUAUUGAAAUUUGUUUUGUAAACAGGGUGUUUUAGAUCAGGGUGUUUUAGAUCAUGUACCUUUUAGUCAUCAAUAGCCUACCAGAUUUAUGUUUGUAAUCUAUGUAAUCAUUCUACAGACGUGAUGAUUUGAUUGUUGAGAGCAUUAGCAUAUUGAACUGCUAUGGGUGACUUAUUGCUCUAUGGCUUUCUUUAGGAGUGCAAUAGCAUUAGCAUAUUUGUUUCAACUGUUGUGUAUUUGAUUCCCAAAAAAAACUGUUCUGUAUUUUUGCUAGGCAGUUAUGAAAAUCUUGCUGCAUCCUGUCCCUUUUUUUUGUUAU